UUUAUUUUAGUUUUGACUUGUGGUUGUGUGUUUUGGGCAAAAAUACUCAAUUCCACUAAAAAGAUUUUUGUUAAUUUGCUCCAAAAUUUCCAAAUUAAUUCCAUCAUCACAUUCAAAAAUUAAUUAGACAUAGACUUAAGCUUCAUCAUGCCAACUGUAUAUUUUAGUAAAGAAGGCCAAAAUUAUCUUCAAAAAGGUGCAGAAGAGUUAAAAGUUGCAUUCGGCAUAAUAAUUGGCCAAAAAUCAUAUGAUGACAAAUAUAACAUUAUACAUCUUGCAAAACUUUUGGAGGAUGAAGAGUCAAUUAGUUCAACCCAAGAGACAACUCCCUCGUUGGAAACUGUUGAUGUGCAAUCACUGGCUGACCAAUGGAUAAGUGCAUCAAAAAUGACUCCAGGGUCAUUUAGUGUAAUUGGUGUUUUUAUGUCCAAUGCAGAAAAUGAUUCAAAUGAUGACAAGCAAACGAAAAAUAUAAAAAAGAUGUUGACUAAGCUUCAUAAACUCGUCACGAACAGCAAUUCCACGAUUGGUUACACAGAACACACCACAGACCUGGAAAUACUAUUUCUCUCGUAUUCAGCGCCCUCUGCCAAGUCUAACUUCAAGAUAUUCUCAAAUUCAUCCAGCGGUGGAAAUUUAAUGCCAGCUGAUUGCAAAGUCUUUGAAAAACUGCCACAAUGGUAUCUCUUUGAAUCGAACUACGAGCUAGAAGAUGUCUUUCCUCUAACCAACAACCAAGAAGAGAUCGAUGUUGAGAAUCAAUUCAAUGCCAUUCUGCAAGCUGUGAAGUUAAACAUUCAAAAUAGUGAAAUAUUUAUCCAGCAACAAAACGUCGACGACAAUACCACUCUGGAAAGCUAUCUCAAAGAAAACAGCAACAACAAAAAGAACGACGUACCACAUGUAUUCAACGCUUCAAUACUCCUCACAGCAAAUGUUUCGAACGAGUUUCUCAUCAAAAUACGACCAUUUAAUGGAACGAUAAGAUUUUCAGGAAUUGUAUCAUCUCGAAUCUGGAGUCAUGCAAAGAACACAUUCAAAGAAAUCAAAGAAAGUAUCCGACGGGACAUUCUCCGUUCAUUGGCAGCUAGAAUUCAAAUAUAUUGCGAUGGCUUGACUGAUACUGUUUUAAAAACUGAUGGUGUUGUUGUGAACGAACCGCCGAGGAGAAUCUACUUUUGCAACUCAAAGAGUCAGGGAGGCAUUCAAUUCUCGGAAUAUGUCUUUCGUGGCGAGACACCUUCGGUAGCAGUGUCCCAGGCAAAACAAAUUCUCGAUAUGGAUAUCAAUUCGGACUGUAUUUUUGAUGAUCUUGAAGGAUUACCCGAAGAUGAGGUGUCUUCUUUAUUCGACGAAGCAUAUGAAGAACGUGAAGUGCAACCAUAUACUGGCUUAGGGCUAAGUCGGACCAUGUAUGUGCUGGCAAUAUUGGUUGUUCUGCUAGUCCUGUUGUUAUCGGUUUUGUUAAAUCACCUUCUAUUGUAAAAUGAUUGUUGGAAAAAGGCACAAUGAUAAUAAUAAUAAUAUAUUUUAAUAGAAAAAUACGUUGCAAUGUUGUAUGAAUAUAAUUUAAAUCAAUAAAAUGUGUUUACAAUUUUAUAAGCUGGAA
Molecule: messenger RNA, 1609 nt
Organism: Eupeodes corollae
Lineage: Eukaryota; Metazoa; Arthropoda; Insecta; Diptera; Syrphidae
Product: protein odr-4 homolog
Exons: 5
Coding region: 148-1485 (445 amino acids)
Biological process (GO): intracellular protein localization
Cellular component (GO): endomembrane system
Source: RefSeq, a predicted model, not a curated record